Messenger RNA from Sardina pilchardus (European sardine), 1733 nucleotides. RefSeq names its product pseudouridine synthase 1 (gene pus1). Gene Ontology annotation, biological process: mRNA pseudouridine synthesis; tRNA pseudouridine synthesis. Bases 360 to 1610 code for a protein of 416 amino acids. The transcript has 7 exons. The record is from RefSeq and is a predicted model, not a curated record. Gene Ontology annotation, cellular component: nucleus. NCBI's taxonomy places the organism in Eukaryota, Metazoa, Chordata, Actinopteri, Clupeiformes, Clupeidae. Gene Ontology annotation, molecular function: pseudouridine synthase activity; RNA binding.
UACAUCUCCAUGUGAGCGUGACUUUGGCGUGUAUGAACCAAUUUCAUUGCUAGAAAGACCGCUGUCUGUUAAUUUCAAAAAGGUUUCUGAACCAGAUUAAGAAGAAGGGAUGCUACCUUGAUCCGGUUUGUCAAACAAAAAGGAUUAUAUCACGUGAAACUUACAAUGCUGAAUGUGUAGCUAGGUACUGUGGAGACUUGGGUGUCGUCGCUGUGACCGGUGAAGAAAAAUGUAUUGUCUUUCGUAACUUACACAGGUCGAUUGAUUUGGCUGUUACUUGACUGAUCACUGUAUGCAGCGAGGAAUAUGUUCACGCUGAAUACAGUGAUUUAAAAGAAGUAUUUGAAGAAACGCAUGAUAUGCUAAAAUUGCUGCGGAUUAUUCAUGUUUUACCAAAUCCAAGAGCUGUAUGUCAAGGAUCGAAAGUCAGAGGGUUGGUCUUACAGUGUGAAGGUUUGCGCACUAUUCAUUCGUCCGGCAAGAUGAAAAGAUUCGCAGAGGAUAAUGGUGCAGCUGGUGAUGGGGAACGCGUCGAGAAGAAGCUGAAAGAAGCUGAAGACCAAAGUCAAGAGGAGAAAAAACUUCCUAAAAGAAAAGUGGUAUUGCUAAUGGCGUAUUCAGGCAAAGGAUAUUACGGUAUGCAAAGAAAUCCUGGCUCUGCCCAAUUCAAAACCAUUGAGGAUGACCUAGUGACAGCACUGGUGAAGGCAGGCUGCAUCCCUGAGAAUCACAAAGAUGAAAUGAAGAAAAUGUCUUUUCAGAGAUGUGCAAGAACUGAUAAGGGUGUUUCUGCUGCAGGUCAAGUGGUGUCUCUCAAGCUCUGGUUGAUUGAGGACAUUGUAAACAAGAUCAAUGCGGAGCUUCCAUCCCAGAUCAGAAUCUUAGGUUUCAAGAGAGUCACAGGUGGCUUCAACUCGAAAAACAAUUGCGACGCCCGGACCUACUCUUAUAUGCUUCCCACGGUGUCCUUCUCACCAAAGGACCAUAACCAGGAGGACUCGGACUUCCGCCUAGAAGCCUCCACGCUGGAAUGGGUGAACCGCCUGUUUGCCCGCUUCAAGGGCACCCACAACUUCCACAACUACACGUCUCAGAAGGGCCCGAGGGACCCCAGCGCCAAGCGCUACAUCACACACAUGACCUGCGGUGAGCCCUUUCUGCGACAGGGCGCCGAGUUUGCGGUCAUCACCGUGCGGGGCCAGAGCUUCAUGAUGCACCAGAUCCGCAAGAUGAUCGGCCUGGUGAUCGCCGUCGUGAAGGGUUACGCCACCGAGGAGCUGAUGGAGCGCAGCUGGGGCGAGGAGAAGGUGGAUGUGCCCAAAGCGCCCGGGCUCGGCCUCGUGUUGGAGAAGGUGCACUUUGACCGCUACAACAAACGUUUUGGAGGAGAUGGGCUCCACGAGACUCUGGAGUGGACUGAGGAGGAAGAGGCCAUCUCGAGCUUCAAAGAUGCUCACAUCUACCCCACCAUUGUGGAGACAGAGAGAGAGGAGAAGUCCAUGGUCAGCUGGAUGGCCACGUUGUCCAUUCAUGACUUUGAGGCAACAGCAACGGGAAAACAGGAAACACCAAGUGGAGACCAGGAUGAUGAUGGAAAUGGAUCGGAUUGAUUUUAACAAUCAUGGAACACAUUUUCUUUUCCUUUGCCUUUUAUCAGAUUGCAAGUACUUCUGAGCAAAAUGCAAGGUUUUUCAGUUUAGUGAUUAUGUUUUGAAUAAAUAUUUGGUUUUAAA